UAAUAUAUAAAUAUAUAUAUCUAUACCUCUCCAGUUUAAUUGACUUUGAAUAUCUGUUCGCCUGUAGUUAUAUAGAUUUUCUUUUCUCUGCCGGUUUCUCGCUGUGAUUGAGGGUUUGUUUCGGCCAUCUGGACUGUAAUCGAAGAGGCUGGUUUUUUACUGUUGUCUUGGAUGCGACUGUGAAGCUUGGGAUACCAUCCAGGAGGUGAAGAAAAGAAAAAGGAAAUAAAUCUUGAUGGAUUGGAAUUUGAAGGGUGGCUCGUGGGAUAUGACUGAAUUAGAUGGAGGAGGUUUACCCAACAUAGAAACAACAACGGCUGAUAACUAUGACGGGUCAGGCCGAUUUGGAUUAGUGAACGGAAGUGGAGGCGAAUUUUGCGUUGAUUUGAAGCUGGGUCAGGUCGGCAAUUCUGGAACUGAGUCUUCAGGGCCCAAGUGGAAAGUCGCCGCCGCUGCUGGCGGCGGCGGCGGAGGCGGAGUCCCCAGGACGGCAGCGUCGACUCCUUCAGGAUCAUCGAAGAGAGCUCGGGCAAUUAACAACGGGAUCCAAACGGCGUCGUGCCUUGUGGAUGGGUGCAGUUCAGAUCUCAGUAAUUGUAGGGAGUACCAUAGGCGUCACAAGGUGUGCGAGCUCCAUUCCAAGGCUCCUGUGGUCACCAUUGGUGGCCACAAGCAAAGGUUCUGCCAACAGUGUAGCAGGUUUCAUUCACUGGAAGAAUUUGAUGAAGGGAAGAGAAGCUGCAGGAAGCGAUUAGAUGGGCACAACCGACGGAGAAGAAAGCCCCAGCCAGUGCCUCUCACCCGGUCUGCUACUUUAUUCUCGAAUUACCACCAAGGGAGGCAGUUAAUACCCUUAUCAUCGGGCUCAAAUCUCUAUCCUUCAAGUGCUAUGGUGAACACUGGUUGGGACUGGGAAUGGGAUGCUAGGACGACGAUGGUUCAUCAUAAUAAUAAACACCAGAUAUUUCUUGGGUCUUCUGAAAGCGCCAGAAUUAAGCAGGAAGUGACGACAUAUCAUGAGAAGCCAUGUGCCGAAACUGCUUCUGGGUGCCACACAGUUCUGAGGACGACGGUGGUCAGGCCUGCAGGGUCUUUCUCAUCGGCGGAGGAGUCUCCUCCUCCGCCUUGUGCUCUCUCUCUUCUGUCAUCACCGCCGGCACCCACGUACCUGUCACAGUCUCUUGGCCCCACCACCCUCCAUGAUCACGGCUUACAACAGGCCGUGGACACCACGCUUCUGGUGAGCAAUGGGACUCAGCCUUCAAUGUAUAACUUGUUAGGGUCUGAUGCAUCCCAGGGGAUCCAUACUUCUCAAUCACUUCCAUUUCAGUGGGAAUAA
Messenger RNA from Neltuma alba, 1339 nucleotides. Its product is annotated as squamosa promoter-binding-like protein 13A. Gene Ontology annotation, molecular function: DNA binding. The record is from RefSeq and is a predicted model, not a curated record. The coding region runs from base 236 to 1339 and encodes 367 amino acids. NCBI's taxonomy places the organism in Eukaryota, Viridiplantae, Streptophyta, Magnoliopsida, Fabales, Fabaceae. Gene Ontology annotation, cellular component: nucleus. The transcript is spliced from 3 exons.